AUGGCGCGCCUACUGUUCGUCGUGUCGUUCGCCGUCCUGCUGGCGGUGGCGUCCGCAGGACAAUCCGUCGUGACGGGACCCAGCAACCCCGCGGUCAACCUGGACAAUGCCAAGGGCGCGAAUGGCGUGGCUACGGAGGUCCCUCCUGGCAUCGAGAAGGCGGCGGCCGCCGGCGGGCUUGACAAGUUUGAGGGCAUGACCAUCGUGAGCCCGAGCACGGACAGUGUGCUGAUGGUGGACGUGAAAGUGGCCGGAUGGAACAAAAUGAAGUGCCACAAGGACCUGGGCAAGCCCGGGGACGGCGCGUGCACGCCCGCCAACUGCAGCAAGGGCGGCAUCGCCGCCAAGUGGAAGACAUCGAACCUGCUCAAGAACAAGCUGGGUGUGGAGGUGUACGUGAAGGGCAACCCUCUCACGCUCAAGAAGGCGUCCCCGCAGACGUGCUGCAACACGUGCGCGGGAUACGCUGGCUGCACGUACUGGCAGUACAUCCCCGACAUCACGAUCGACGGCAAGAAGACGGAGGGCGCGUGCUACCUGGUGCACGACAACAUCGACUACUCGUGCGGCGAGCUGACGGCGCAGUACGCGACGGACUCGAAGCCGGUUCAUCUGCAGGUGCGCACGGGCGGCGAGUGCAACCCCGCGGGACACAUCAAGGACGACCCGCAUCUGGUGGGCGCGUACGGCACGCACUUCGACUUCAACGGGCGCCCCGACAAGGCGUUCUGCCUGCUGACGGACAAGGACCUGCACGUGAACAUGCUGCUGCGCGGGUACUACUCGGACGACACGGAGAAUGCGGCUCUCGUUGUGGACGGCAAGGCCGUGCACACGUGGAUCAAGGAGCUGGGCAUCGUGUGGUUCGCCAACGGCGCCGACCACAAGGUGCGGCUCGCGGCGCGCUCUGGCAAGAAGCAGGAGCGCGGUGAUGGGUUCAUGAAGACGAUCGAGAUCGACGGCGAGGAGAUCCCGAGGAUGAGCGUGGGUGACGAGGUGACUACCGAGGGCGGUCUGACUCUGCGAUUCGCGGCUCUGGAGAAGGAGGGCCCGUAUGACGUGGACUACUACACGCUCGUCAUCGACGGGCUUGUGACGCUCGACCUGCGUCUGCGUGUCGCCAACCCCAAGCUGCAGACGCCCACCGAGGCCGAGGCGCACAUUAAUGUCGGGAUCGUUGAGAUGGAGCACACCGACGACGUGCACGGCGUGCUCGGCCAGACGUACCGCCCCGACCACGCUGCGCGCGCCGCCGACUUCCAGAAGAUGAUCGCGACCCUGCACCGUCCGAUCUCAGCAGAAAGCACCGAGGGUGCUGGGUUCCUGGACGGCACUCCCCGUAUGUACGAGUCGAGCUCCGUGCUAUCCGUGGACUGCGCGUACACCGACGAAUCUCGCCGUCGAUUCCUCACCUGCUCUGCGCGCGCACGGAAAAUCGGCGCUGAGGAAGUUUCCGCCGAACGCUCUUCUCCUUCCGCCGACGCAAAAACAGCUGCAGACGGGGAGAAUGUAGCUGAGAAUACGGCGGCGGGGGAUACGGAGAAGAAGGCGGAGGAUGCAGGGAAGAAGGCGGAGGAUGCGGGGAAGAAGGCGCAGAAGCGGGGGAAGGAGCUGGAGAAACGCUUGCGCCGGUUGCGGGAAGUAAUGGCGGAAGUGGAUGGGGGGAAGGGCGUCGACGCCUUUAUCAUCCCGUCGGAAGACCCGCACCAGAGCGAGUACAUGGCGCCGUGCUUCGAGCGCCGCGCGUUCAUCUCGGGCUUCACGGGCUCCGCGGGCACGGCGGUGGUCACGCGCGAGCGCGCGCUGCUGUGGACGGACGGGCGCUACUUCCUGCAGGCGGAGCAGCAGCUUCCGCCGGGCUGGGACCUCAUGCGCGCGGGCAUGCCCGGCGUGCCCUCCGUCGCGGACUGGCUGGCGGAAGCUCUCCCCGCGGGCAGCCGAGUGGGGGUGGACCCGGUAAGUGGAAUGGAGGAUGGGAAAAAGGGGCGAGUGGGGGUGGACCCGUUUGUGCACUCGGCAGACAAAGUGAGGGGCCUGGCGGACACGCUUGCAGCGUGCGUAUGUGUUCAUCCUUCCCCCUCUUCUUUCCCUCCCCCCUCCCUCUUUCGCCUUCAGUUUGUGCAUUCGGCUGAAAACGUGAGGGGCCUGGCGGACACGCUGGCAGCGUCGUCGUCCGUGGUGGUGCCGCUGCUGCGCGAGAGCAACCCCGUUGACGUGGUUUGGGGCGCGGAGCGCCCCCCGCCCCCAUCAGCGCCCAUGAGGGUGCACCCGAUCGAGUUCGCGGGGCAGACGGUGAGGGCGAAGCUGCAGCAGCUGCGGGCGGAGAUGAGAGACGCCGGUGACACGGCGCUGCUGGUGUCGGCUCUGGAUGAAGUCGCAUGGCUGCUCAACGUGCAGCUGCAGGCGGAGAUGAGAGACGCUGGCGCCACGGUGCUGCUGGCGUUGGCUCUGGAUGAGGUCUCAUGGCUGCUCAACGUGGUGCCACAAACGGCCUCCCUGCCACACGGGGCUCGCCUGUGGCUGGACCCUUCCUCCGCCUCCUCUGCGGUCCUCUGCUCUGUUGAAGCCGCCUGCGCUCAGUACUACGAACAGAGAGCGUCAGGGAAGGGAGGGUUUGGGGGAAAGAAGGGGAAGAAGGGCGAGAAGGGGGAGAAAAAGAGCAAGGAGGGGAAGGGAGGGAAGGGGAAGGAGGAGCGAGGGGGAGCAGGCGGGGAGGAAGUGGAAGGGCCGGCAGUGCUCAGCCGAACCACCCCCAUCUCUCUGGCCAAGGCGCUGAAGAACGAGUCUGAGAUUGAGGGGAUGAAGAACGCGCACAUUAGGGAUGCGGUGGCAAUGGCGCAUUUCUGGGAGUGGGCGGAGAGGGCGGUGGUGGAGGAGGGGAGGGCGGUGACAGAGGUGGAGCUGGGGGAGAGGCUCGAGGCGUUCCGCGCACAGCAGGAGGGGUUCCUCGAUACCAGCUUUGAUACCAUUGCAGGUUCGGGCAAGAACGGGACGAUCAUUCACUACCGAGCCGAGGAGGACAACUGUGCGGUGGUGGAUCCUUCCAGGAUGCUUCUGCUGGACAGCGGAGCACAGUAUGUGGACGGCACAACAGACAUCACGCGCACUGUUCACUUCGGGACGCCCUCCGACUAUGAGAAGGAGUGCUACACACACACGCGUGCUGCAGGUGAGGGGUGCUGUGAGGGCCAUAUCGCGCUAGAUUGUGCGGUGUUCCCCCAGGGCACGCCCGGAUUUUCCCUGGACAUUCUGGCCCGCAAGGCAUUGUGGGGCAUGGGGCUGGACUGCCUUCACGGCACGGGGCAUGGCGUGGGCGCUGGGCUGAACGGCCACAUAGCACUAGAUUGUGCUGUGUUCCCCCAGGGCACGCCCGGGUUCGUUCUCGUCAUUCUGGCCCGAAAGGCACUGUGGUCCAUGGGCUUGGACUACCGGCACUGUGGUCCAUGGGCUUGGACUACCGGCACUGUGGUCCAUGGGCUUGGACUACCGGCACUGUGGUCCAUGGGCUUGGACUACCGGCACUGUGGUCCAUGGGCUUGGACUACCGGCACUGUGGUCCAUGGGCUUGGACUACCGGCACUGUGGUCCAUGGGCUUGGACUACCGGCACUGUGGUCCAUGGGCUUGGACUACCGGCACUGUGGUCCAUGGGCUUGGACUACCGGCACUGUGGUCCAUGGGCUUGGACUACCGGCACUGUGGUCCAUGGGCUUGGACUACCGGCACUGUGGUCCAUGGGCUUGGACUACCGGCACUGUGGUCCAUGGGCUUGGACUACCGGCACUGUGGUCCAUGGGCUUGGACUACCGGCACUGUGGUCCAUGGGCUUGGACUACCGGCACUGUGGUCCAUGGGCUUGGACUACCGGCACUGUGGUCCAUGGGCUUGGACUACCGGCACUGUGGUCCAUGGGCUUGGACUACCGGCACUGUGGUCCAUGGGCUUGGACUACCGGCACUGUGGUCCAUGGGCUUGGACUACCGGCACUGUGGUCCAUGGGCUUGGACUACCGGCACUGUGGUCCAUGGGCUUGGACUACCGGCACGGCACGGGGCACGGCGUGGGCGCGGGGCUGAACGUGCACGAGGGGCCGCAGAGCAUCAGCCCGCGCUUUGGCAACCCGACUCCUCUGCAGGCCGGCAUGGUUGUUAGCAACGAGCCGGGGUUCUACCACGAUAACCAGUUCGGGAUCAGAAUCGAGAACCUUCUUGUGGUGAGGGAGCAGCAGACGCGGUGUCGAUUUGGUGGCACAACGUAUCUGGGAUUUGAGUGCCUCACGCUCUUUCCAAUUCAGACGAAGCUAGUGAGUGUGGAGCUAUUGAGCGAUGCAGAGGUGAAGUGGAUCAACGACUAUCACCAGCGCGUCUGGGACACUGUCUCCCCUCUGCUGUCCGGAGCACCCCUGCAGUGGUUACAGCGUAACACUCAGCCCAUCUCUCAAAACCAGGCCCCACAGAAACCUGCAGCGGCUAGAGGGGCAAAAGCAGGAGCCAGAGGAGGAGCUAAGGCAGCAGCCAAGGCUGCUGCAGCCAGCUAA
This is a messenger RNA of Closterium sp. Naga37s-1, 4536 nucleotides long. The record is from the annotation of a GenBank genome assembly. NCBI's taxonomy places the organism in Eukaryota, Viridiplantae, Streptophyta, Zygnematophyceae, Desmidiales, Closteriaceae.